AUGUUCUCAACGCAUGUCAGUGAGUUGGCUCAUCGGCAGCAAAUUAAGAUGAGUUACGCUGCUUCGAAUAAGAUAGAUGCGACGGUCCAGAUUCUUGAUUACCACUCAAUGCAUAUGGUGAUGGAGAUGAGAGUGUUGAAUUUGAAAGAUAUUGUUUUCUCCCUGCCCGAGCAUUAUGAGGGCCUGCCGAGGCAUCGAGAAAGCUUGAGAGACCUGUUGGAGAUUUUCAAAAAUGAAGACCGACAAAGAGGAGGCAGUGAGCGAUUGCUGGUCGGUGAUGCACAACAGAGACCUAAGAUGACGAUGGCGGACAAUUCGGUGAAUAGGUUAUUUGAUAUCGCAGACAUUAUCAAGAUGAACAGAACUACACUCCCCAGAGCUUUAUCGGAAUGUGGUCAUGGACUACAACAGGAAGAAGGAGUCUUAUUGAGCCUUUUUGGCUACACAGUGAGGUGGUUCAAAUACCUGCAGGUGCCAGUAUCAGUAUUCCAAAAGAGUGAUAGCUACGAGAUACAUAACAUACGAUAUACUGGAGAGGCUUUGUUCAGGAAAAGGGCAGUUCGGAAUGAUUGA
Morchella sextelata is the source of this 573-nucleotide messenger RNA. RefSeq lists its product as uncharacterized. The record is from RefSeq and is a predicted model, not a curated record. The transcript has a single exon. Bases 1 to 573 code for a protein of 190 amino acids. Lineage: Eukaryota; Fungi; Ascomycota; Pezizomycetes; Pezizales; Morchellaceae.